GGCUGACGUGUAGCGCCGAGGCGGCGAUGGCGGCCGCUUGGGACGAGAUUCGGCGCCUGGCGGCCGACUUCCAGCGGGCCCAGUUUGCCGAGGUUGCCCACAGGUUGUCAGAACGGAACUGCAUAGAAAUUGUCAGUAAACUGAUUGAGGAAAAGCAGUUGGAAGUAGUGCACACACUUGAUGGAAAAGAGUAUGUCACUCCAGCACAGAUCAGUAGGGAGAUCCGGGAUGAGCUUCAUGUUUCUGGUGGUCGGGUAAACAUUGUUGACUUACAACAGAUAAUAAACGUGGACCUCCUGCACAUUGAAAACAGAGCCAACGACAUUGUUAAGUCUGAAAAAACUAUUCAGCUUGUACUGGGACAGCUUAUAAAUGAGAGUUACCUGGAUCAAUUAGCAGAAGAAAUAAAUGAUAAACUACAGGAAACUGGCCAGGUGACAAUAUCGGAGCUCUGCAAGACAUAUGACCUCCCAGGAGACUUCCUGCUGCAGGCAUUAUCCAGACGUUUGGGUAGAAUUAUUCAUGGACAGCUGGACCAGGAAAACCGUGGGGUGAUCUUCACAGAAGCCUUUGUGUCCCGGCAUCGCGCGCGCAUCCGUGGUCUCUUCACUGCCAUCACUCGGCCUACACCUGUUAGUAACUUGAUCACUCGAUAUGGAUUUCAAGAACAUUUGCUUUACUCUUUGCUGGAAGAACUUGUUAACACUGGUCGUCUGAAAGGCACCGUGGUUGGUGGGAGACAGGACAAGGCUGUGUUUGUUCCAGACAUCUAUGCCAGAACACAGAGCAACUGGGUGGAUUCCUUUUUCAAGCAAAAUGGUUACUUAGAGUUUGAUGCAUUGUACAGACUUGGCAUCCCUGACCCAGCAAGCUACAUUAAAAAAAGAUACAAGUCCACACAGCUCUUAUUUCUGCGAGCAGCUUGUGUUGGUCAAGAAAUUGUGGAUCAAGUUGAAGCCUCUGUAGAGGAAGCCAUCAGCUCUGGAAACUGGAUAGAUGUAGCAACUCUUCUGCCCAGCUCGUUGUCAGUAGAAGAUGUUGGGAUUUUGCUUCAGCAAGUGUUGAGAUCUUUAAACAAAAGUUCUUCGGGUUUAGUCUUCAGUGACACCAUUGUGGUCAGUGAGAAAUUUCUAAGCAGAUGUGCUGAUCUGUUUUCUGAUAGGAUGCAACAAAAAGCUGAAAAGGAAAUGAAAAAUAACCCUGUUAACUUAAUCACUGAAGAAGAUUUAAAACAGGCUUCUCUUUUAGAGAAUUCAUAUGCUAAUAAAAAAGACAAAAAGGAUGAAAGAAGAAAGAAAGCAACAGAGGGCAGUGGAAGCGUGAGAGGAGGAGGAGGAGGUAAUGCCAGAGAGAUCAAGAUCAAGAAAACCAAAAAGAAAGGAAGAAAGGAUGCUGACAGUGAUGAGGAGUCACAGACAGCUAGCACAGGUAGGAAUAAGCAGCCAGAGUUCCAUUUCAUGUCACAAGAGGAAAUUGAAGAUGUUUUAAAGACCCACUUGCAGGACUGCCCUGAAGAGCUUAUUACAGACCUUGCUGAACAUCUAAUAAGACCUUUAACAAAAACUUACCAGGAAGUUGUGCGCUGUGUUUUUACAUCUUCAACCUCUUCCUCUGGAGCUAGCAGAAGACAGACUAUGAAGGACUUGCAGGAGGAAUUCUCAAACUUGUACAACAACAUUAGGUUGUUUGAAAAGGGAACAAAACAUUUCACAGAUGAGACACAGACCAACCUAGCCAAACACCUGCUGAAGACUGUCUGUACAGACAUUACCAAUCUUAUUUUCAACUUCCUAGCAUCUGAGUCAAUGAUGACAACAGAAAAUUCUUCUGCAAUCACAAGUGAGGUCCGGACCAAGAUUUUAGGUAAAUUGCCUGAAGACACCAAAGGUCCUUUAACUAAACUGCAUACUUCUCUGAAUGGCAAGAGUGUAGAAGAUUUUCUUUCAUGCCUGGAUUCUGCAGUGGACAUUUGUGGUAUUAUGGUGAAAAAAGGAGACAAAAAGAGGGAAAGGCAGGUGUUAUUUCAGCAUAGACAAGCUCUGAUUGAACAGCUAAAAGUCACAGAGGAUCCAGCUCUUGUUCUGCACCUGACGUCAGUCCUGUUAUUUCAGUUUUCAACCCACUGUAUGCUUCAUGCACCAGGAAGAUCAGUACCACAGAUCAUUAAUUUCCUAAGUGGCAAGAUCCCAGAGGAUCAGCAUUCUCUAUUAGUCAAAUACCAGGGAUUAGUCGUGAAACAGCUCAUCAGCCAGACUAAGAAAACUGAACAAGGAGACAGUGACUCAACAGAUAACCUGAAAGAGGAGGAAGGAGCAGAUGCCAUUCGAAAAGAGCUCCAGGAAAUCACUACCUCUAUCAAGGAUCUUGUUCUCAGACCUAGGAAAUCUUCUGUAACAGAGGAAUAAAAUUACUGUUCAGUGCAUACACAUCACAUUAUUUAUUAUUGGUUUUUAUCCUGAAAGGAAGAACAGCAGAAAAUGCUUUGACAAGCUUUUAAGUUUGGCUUCUAAGAAUUGCAAAUCACAGCCAGGGGAUGCAGUUGUUGGAUGAUUGGUGCAAAUGGAGCUUCGUUAUGUACCACUGCAGUGUACAUGUAGCACACAUGAAAUGUAAGUGUGAGAGUGCACAGUUGUGGGCACUCUGGGUAUGAGAUUAAUGGGUUUUAAUUGACACCUUCAUGUGAGGCCUCAAGAAAUGCUUAUUCUUCAAAUAACUGUAUUCCCUGCCAUACACACACAGGCUUAUGGUUUGACUUCUCUGAUUUGGAUUUAUAGCAAUCUAAGGACUGCAUAGAAAUGUCUAUAAGCCUGUGUAUCUUAACUUCAAAUACUAGUUAUGAGCUGUGUACUUAUAUCUACCAGUAUACCAAAAAAGGCCAUUUUUACUGUUUUGUCUCAUUAGUGGAUGUUUUUAGCUUCAGUUCACAGGACUGCAACAGCAAAACCAUUAAGUACAAGUGUAUAUUGCUAAACAUAAGAGAAGCAAACCAGUAAUAAUAUGAGCUUCUAAGUGUACUGAAAGCUCGUGAAAAGCAGCACACUCGUACUGGUGCUGUAUUCUGGUAAUGUCUGUAACAGCAGUUCAUUUUGAACUUGGUAAUUGAGACAGAGGUUGGGGAUGGUGUUUUGCAUUGGUGUGUUGAAAGUGGGUAAAUACUGCUGCACCUGCUCCAGUUUACACACUCUAAUGUUCAUUCAGCAGACUUGUUGAGCCCUUAAUCCAGUCACCAUAGCAGUUAGAAGCACUUGCUUGUGUUGUCAGCUCCUUGAGAGAAGUGGGAUUCCAUUUGUCAUGAGCUUCUUGAAAGGAAUUUACUUUAUGAUCUUUCUACAUAGACUUUAUAGACUGAAAUAUCAGCUAAAACCUUUCCCUCAAGUUUUUUACCAGCCUUAUUUUUACACAAACAGUACUUUAUGUCUUCAGGAAGGUGGGAAAAUGUAUAAAACAGAGUUCUGCCACUAUUAAUGACACCAUCCUUGUAUGUCAAAUAGGCUUCUUAUUUUUAAGAGAAGACCAUUUCCAAACCAGAAACAUUUCAGUUGCAUGACUCCAGUAAUGACCAUUGAUUUCAUGAGUGUCAUUUUGGGAUUUUGCAUAAAAGUUUUGAGUACUAAGACAAGAAGUCGAGUUCUUUUCACUAAAAAUAUCACUCACCCAUGCUUGCCAGUAUUCUUUGAUGAUAAAAGCAAGCAAAUUCUGUGCAAGCCCUUUUCUCUUCAAGUAUUUCUGUUUGCCAGCAGUUUGGAUUUACAAGCUUAAUCAUAAAUACACCUAAGCUUGGAAUGGCAAAGAAAAUUGAAGAGGCCAGGUGUGGAAGCUCAGUAACAGAUUAACCAAGGCUCAUUUUGGUAAGGCAACAAAUGUAAUUUUAUAAGUAAAAAAAAAAGAAGUAAUGCUUAACAGUGUUCACAUCAAUGCUGGUCUUUUACUGACUGCAGGGCAAAACAGUUUGUCUGCUGUAAGGCAGAGCAAAGGUAGUUGUUUCUCUUUCCAUAGCUGGAGGCUGUCAUAGCUGACAAUGAAGGACAGGUAGGAAUAAGAGGUGAAAAAUAUUCAGGCUGUUUUAACUUUAAGAAACAGAGUUUGCCUACAGGGUUCAAUUUCUUGUCAUUUAUCCAGAGUAAUGAUUAAUUUCCUAUACUGAAUGUAAACAAUUUUAUAUGACAUGGAGGUGUUUUGUAAAUAACCUGCUAUGUGGCAUUCUGUCUGCAAAGAUGACAUUAUUUUAGUAACAUUAAAUGAUGAAGUGUUUCAAAUGCA
Messenger RNA from Colius striatus (speckled mousebird), 4260 nucleotides. RefSeq names its product UFM1 specific ligase 1 (gene UFL1). Gene Ontology annotation, molecular function: UFM1 ligase activity. Gene Ontology annotation, biological process: response to endoplasmic reticulum stress; protein K69-linked ufmylation; regulation of proteasomal ubiquitin-dependent protein catabolic process. Bases 27 to 2405 code for a protein of 792 amino acids. NCBI's taxonomy places the organism in Eukaryota, Metazoa, Chordata, Aves, Coliiformes, Coliidae. Gene Ontology annotation, cellular component: endoplasmic reticulum membrane. The transcript has 19 exons. The record is from RefSeq and is a predicted model, not a curated record.